AUGCAUGACCGUCAGCUGAAGCGCUCCAUAAAAUGGCUCGAACUCUAUAUUUCCCUCUUCUCCUCAUUGCAAAGUGUCUCUUUCACAGCUCUCUGCUCCAUAUCUGAAUGUGUUCAGCGUCAGUAUCACUUUAUAAAUGAGAACAAGUACUGGGCUGAAGCUCAGAGUUACUGCAGAGAGAAUUAUACAGAUCUGGCCACUGUUGACAACAUGAACGACAUGAUCCAGCUGAACAAGAGUGUGAAAGUGAAUGAUGGAGGUGUCUGGAUUGGUCUUCAGGGUACAAAUGUUUAUAAAUGGCAUUGGUCUUCAGGUGAACUUGUAGUCUAUCUGAACUGGGCAUCUGAACAACCAGCUAGCAAGGAUAAUUGUACUGUUAUAAAAAAUGGACAAUGGAGUGUUAAGCCAUGUAGUAGCACCUUAUUUUUCAUCUGCUACAACAUGAGCAGAGGACUGGUGUUUGUCAAUCAGUCGAUGAACUGGAGAGAUGCUCAGAGUUCCUGCAGACAGAAUCACAUUGAUCUGGUCAGUGUGAGGAACCAGAAUGAGAGUCAACAGCUGGAGAAGUUCAUUAAUGACAGAAGCUUAUCUGAAUCUGAAGUCUGGAUCGGUCUGUUCAGAGACAUAUGGCAGUGGUCAGAUCAGAGCAACUCCUCAUUCAGAUACUGGAAACCUAGUCAACCUUAUGCUCCAGAUGAUAAACACUGUGCAGCAGUUGAAAAGAGUGCUCAGGGACAAUGGGGUGACUACUUGUGUAGUAGCAAACACCAGCUUCCUUUUGUGUGUCAUGAAGAUAAACUGAUUGUGAUCCAGCAGAAUCUGUCGUGGUCUGAAGCUCUGAGAUACUGCAGACAGUAUCAUGUGGAUCUGGUCUCGGUUCAGUCAGUGGAGACGCAGCGUCGUGUGAUGAACGUGGUUAAACUGGCGUCUACUGAGGCGGUGUGGUUGGGUUUACGUCACUCCUGUGCUUUGGGCAUCUGGUUCUGGGUGAGUGGAGAGACCGUGUGCUAUCAGAACUGGGCUCCAGGGAACGGCACAUCAGAGGAGGACUGUGAGCCCACAGUGAGAUCUGGAGCAGUUCAGUCUGGAGGAGAUCAGACCUGGAUCAGUCGUCCUGAAACUGACAGACUCAACUUCAUCUGCAGAAACUACUGAGAGUGAAGAAGUAAGAUGAGGAAUGUGCUCCUUUUUCAUUCAUUAUUGGAUUUUAAAGUAAUCAUUUUACAUAAUAUAAUCAACUUCAAUAGACAUUGAUGCCUUAUGCUGGGUUCACAGCAAGUGUGAAGGAUUGUGGUUUGUCAUUAGAGUAAACCUUCCAUGAACCCAUAUCUAUAUAAUUACCAUCUGACCUCUGAUCAGUUUUACACAUUUGUAAGUAUUUUAAUGACACAUUCGGAAGGUAGAGUUGGUGUAGUUAAACACUUGACCUGAGUAAGCUUUCAGUAAAAAAACAAACGAACAAACAGACAUAACAGAAAUGAAGAUAUUACACAGCACUUAUUAUUUCAUAUAUUAGUUCAUUCAUUUUCUUUUUGGCUUAGUCCCUUUAUUAAUCUGGGGUCACCACAGCGGAAUGAAUCACUAAGUUAUCCAGCAAAUGUUUUACACAGCGGACACCCUUCCAGCCGCAACCCAUCUCUUGAAAAGAUCCACACACAUUCACUCUCACACUACGGACAAUUUAGCUUACCCAAUUCACCUGUACCACAUGUCGUCUUUGGACAUGGACUGUGGGGGAAACCGGAGCACCCGGAGGAAACCCACGCGAAUGCAGGGAAAACAUGCAAACUCCACACAAACGCCAACUGGCCCAGCCGAGGCUCGACCAGCGACCUUCUUGCUGUGAGGCGACAGCACUACCUACUGCGCCACUGCAUCGCCUCAUAUAUUAGUUACGCACUUCAUAACACUGAAUAAACUGUUCACCUCACACAAUUAUUCAAAGCGUUUGGGGUCUGUGGUGUUUUUAUCCUUUAAGACAUUUAAGCUUUAUAAACUCUGUGGUGUAUAAUCAUUUCAAUAACUUUAUUGGGAAAUUAGGGUUGAUAUGGCUUUAAAAUAUUAUGUUAACCAUUAUAUAUUUAAUUUAAUUGAAUAUGAGUUCUCAUAAUUCUUGUGUUUGUACAGGUCCUUGUAUGAUGGUUUUGGGUAUUUAUUUGUUUCACCUAUAGUUUCUUUUAUUACUUCUAUAUAUAAAUGACUGGUUAACUGUGGGUUGCUAAGCAUUAUGUACCUAUGUGAAAUUAAAUAAUGGUUAUUUAAGAAAACCUAAAGUUGGUCAUUGAAAUAUUUACAAUCCUUUGGUGUUAUGAAAUGUACCACCUGGUUCUAUUAGGUAAGUCUUCAGUGUGGAGUUAGUUAGUUUUUGGUUAAUUAUUACUUGCUCAGCCCUGAAGCUAUUUAGUUUCUGCUCUUAUUCUUUGGUUUUCUGUAAAUACAAACUUUUCCCCUUUUCUCACAAUAAAAGAACCUUAAGAUCAUUAAAAUCAAUCCUGUUA
This is a messenger RNA of Danio aesculapii, 2498 nucleotides long. Its product is annotated as C-type mannose receptor 2-like. Lineage: Eukaryota; Metazoa; Chordata; Actinopteri; Cypriniformes; Danionidae. The transcript has 5 exons. The record is from RefSeq and is a predicted model, not a curated record. The coding region runs from base 1 to 1155 and encodes 384 amino acids.